This is a messenger RNA of Cherax quadricarinatus, 9609 nucleotides long. Lineage: Eukaryota; Metazoa; Arthropoda; Malacostraca; Decapoda; Parastacidae. The record is from RefSeq and is a predicted model, not a curated record.
AGGUUAUUUUAGACCCCAGAGGCAGUCGGUGCCGGCAGGACCACACCUCCGGCCCUUGUUGAUGGCCCUGGCUCUCAUUCCUAGCAGUGUGAUCCCAACCUCCCGGGAACACCUCCCUAACAUCAGUCAAAAGAAAUUCUCAUCUUACUCGCGAGGCCUUGGGCUGACGAAGGGCUGAAGGUCUUAACUUUUAAGGACAAACUACAGUAAAUCACAAUGAUAGGACUACUCAGAGGGACGCUGGUGGCUCUGGGCCUCGUAUUGCUGGCGGGCCAGGCUCUUGCUCAUAGUGCUAAGGCCGAUGUUAUCGAGGAUGUAAAUGCUAAGCAGCUGGAAAAUCUGAUUGAUGAGAAUGAUUAUGUGGCAGUGUAUUGGUACAAGAGGAGCUGCAAGGACUGCGACAAGGUACUGUCUGAGCUGGAGACCAUCGACGAUGACACCGACAGGUUCGGCGUCCACUUCGUCAAGGUGGCCGACAAGAAACUGGCAAAGUCUUACGGUAUCAAGAUCUUUCCCGCUCUCUCCUUCUUCAGAAACAAGGAACCCAUCCACUAUGACGGUGACUUGAUGGACGAGGCGAACGUGCUGGAGUUUCUCACCAGCCUAGAGGCCAUGGAGCUGCCAGACCAGAUCGAGGAAGUCAACGCCAAGAUCCUCGACAAGAUCGUCGAGGAGCAGGAGUUUGUCGCUGUCCUCUUCUGUUACGACGGAGACGCUUGCAACCAUGGGGAACACAAGAACGAGUGCCGGCGCUGCGUCAAGGCCUUGCAGGAACUGGAAAACGUGGACGAUGACGCUGACCAGCUGGGCAUUGCCUUCGUCAAGAUAAACGACCCUGAGCUAGCAGACGAGUACUCCUUAGGUGCGCUUCCUGCCCUUGUCUACUACCGCAGGCGCAUCCCCGUCGUCUACGAUGGUGACCUGAUGAACGAGGACAAGGUGCUCGAGUGGCUGGUGGAGAACAAGAACACCGGCGACGACGAUGAUGUUAUUGAUGACGUCACACUGGGUCUUCUCAAUACCCUGAUCGACUCGUUGGAUCACCUCGCCGUCAUAUUCUACGACCGCGACGAAUCUGAUGAUACGCAGAUUCUGCAGGAGUUGGAGAAUAUAGACGACGAACUCGACUCUCACGGGAUUCACAUCGUCAAGAUCGCCGACGAAGUAGCUGCCCGCGAGUAUGGUAUUGAGAAUACGCCUUCGCUUGUCUACUUCGAAAACGAGAUGGCAGUGGCUGCGUUACGAAGGAUCCCCUCCCUCUAUGACGGUGACCUGCGCAACGAGGAGGAGGUACUCGCCUGGCUUAUUGAACAGCUCCAGACAGACGAGAUCGAGGACGUGACCGACGAGAUGCUUGACAAACUUAUCCGCGAAGCUAACCAUCUGGCCGUUCUCUUCUACGACGAGGACGACCAGGAAUCCCAGCUGGUGGUGAAUGAAUUGGAAAACAUCGACGAUGAGUGUGAUGCUAAGGGCGUCUCUUUUGUCAAGAUCGACAAUGAUGAUGAGGCCAAAGAGUACGGCAUCGACAACCUCCCUACCCUCGUCUACUUUGAAAAAGGAGUUCCCUCCGUCUACUCUGGUAACUUGCUAGCUGAAGAUGAAGUGCUGGACUGGCUGGUUCAUCAGGUCGAGGAUGACGAGAUAGAGGACGUCACUGACGAGAUGCUCGACCGCUUGAUUGACCGCUCUGAAAACUUAGCUGUUCUCUUCUAUGACAAGGACAGCCGGAGAAGCAAGAAGGUGCUGGCAGAGUUGGAGAACAUUGACGACGAGUGUGACUCCCGCGGCAUCUUAUUUGUCAAAAUCGAUAACUAUGAGGAAGCUAAGGAGUACGGCAUCGACACCAUUCCUACACUCGUCUACUUUGAGAGCGAGAUUCCCUACAUAUAUGAAGGUGAUCUGAUGAAGGAGGAGGAAGUGUUGGAGUGGCUGAUCCAUCACAUGGAACACGAGGAGAUUGCUGACGUCACUGAUGAGAUGCUCGACAAACUCAUUGCUAAUGAGCCCUUCCUCGCUGUCCUCUUCUACGAUAAGGAUGACGCUGAGGACCAUGAGGUGCUGGCUGAGCUAGAGAGCAUCGACGAUGACUGUGAGCAGGCGGGCGUCCCAUUCGUCAAGAUCGACAACGACGCAGAGGCUAAGGAAUACGGCAUUGAGGAACUCCCAACACUAGUCUACUUUGAGAACAGAAUACCUAGCAUUUAUGAGGGCGACCUCUCUAACGAGCAGGAGGUGUUGGCCUGGCUACUCCAACAGAAGAACACCGACACCAUCGAAGAGGUCACUGACGAGAUCCUGGAUGAUCUUAUCGCCAACUUCGAAUACGUUGCUGUCUACUUUAGCGGAAAGUGCGAGGAGGGCCAGAAAUGUGACAAGAUCUUGGACGAGCUGGAGAACAUCGACGACGACACUGAUGAGCAUGGUAUGCACUUCGUCACCACCGAGGAGACCAGCCUGGCCCACGAGCACGGUGUCAAGAGCUUCCCCGCACUCGUGCUCUUCAGAAACGGCGAGCCCGUCAUCUAUAAAGGUGACAUCAGUGAUGAGGACGCUGUACUCAGAUGGCUAACGGAUGACGACACGCUGGAGAUACCAAACCAGAUUGAGGAAGUAAACAAGCGCAUGCUGGAGCGAAUCCUCAACACAUCAGAAAAUGUUGCUGUCUACUUUUAUGCUGAAAAUGACAAGAAGAGCAGGAAAAUUCUCACUGAACUAGAGAAUAUCGACGAUGAAUGUGAUGACAUCGGCAUUGACUUCGUAAAGAUAUCUGAUGAUGGUAUAGCAGAAGAAUAUGACAUAGUAAGCCUGCCAGCCCUCGUAUACUUCAGAAACCGCUUCCCUCAGAUAUACGAAGGUGACCUGAAAGACGAGGAGGCACUUUUAGAAUGGCUUAUAGACAAUAAGGACAAAGGUCCAGCCUCAAUUAUUGAAGAAGUUGAUGGAAAAAUGUUACAGAGCCUGGUGGACGGCUUCGAGUACCUCGUCGUUUACUUUUACGACGACAACUGCCCGACGUGUGAGACUGUCCUGGCCGAGCUGGAGACCAUCGAUGACGAGACGGACGAGGUGGGCAUCCAGUUCGUCAAGACCAACGACGUCGAUGUCGCUGAAGACCUAGGCAUCACUCAUUUACCAGCCCUCGUGUACUUCGAGGGUGGAGUGCCUAGCAUCUACGAUGGUGACAUCGCAGGGAAUGAGGAAGUCUAUUCUUGGCUUAUAGCGGAGACACGAAUACUAGAGAGCCCUCAGGUAGCCUUGAAUUUGCGGCAUCUAUUAGAGGUAGAUGAAGAGGCAGGCGGUGAAGGUGAUAUCCAGGCAGAGGAGGAAGUGUUGGAGUGGCUGAUAAAACAGCGUCACGAGGACACCAUCGAGAAUAUUAACCGCCAGAUGCUUUACACCCUUAUCGAUACUCAAGACUACCUCGCUGUCUACUUCUUUAAUGAGGAGAAUGACGAGUGCCCUAAGGUGCUGCGGGUGCUGGAGAAGAUUGACGACGAGGCUGCAGAAUAUGGCAUCCAGAUGGUGAAGAUGAAUGACAGACUCAUGGCCAAGAAAUAUGGCUUCAGGAAUCCUCCAGGAUUGGUUUACUUCAGGAAGGCUAAGCACAUUAAAUAUGAUGGCGACCUCUACGAUGAUGAAGACGUGUUGGACUGGCUCACCGCCCCGGAGAAUAUGGAACUCAACGAUGCCAUUGAGAAAGUUAACCGGAAAAUGUUCGAAAGGAUCAAACAAACCACAGAUUACCUGGCUGUCUUUUUCUACGCUGAGGAAGGGUGCAAGCAAUGCCAGAAGGUACUUGCCGAGCUGGAAAACAUCGACGAUGAAGCUGACGCCAACGGGAUUGACUUCGUUAAGAUUGACGAUCCUCAGUUGGCAAAGGAAGUCGGUGUUUAUGCCCUCCCGGCCAUCGUGUUCUACCGCGCCGCUAGCGAGGAACCUAUUAUUUAUGCUGGUGACAUGAAAAAUGAAGAGAAUCUCCUAUCAUGGCUAUUAACGGAGAAAGACCCAACUGCAGACUUCAUCGAGGAUAUGGAAGGUGCUGCUCUUCAGCGAGUCAUCAGAGAUUCUGACGCCAUUGCAGUUUACUUCUAUGAUUUAGCUGCAUGUGGCUGUAAAGAGACGGAGCCUGAAACUGAGAAGAAAAAGAAGAAAAGGAAGGGAAAGGCAGAAGAUCCAGGAGAAACAAACACUGAAGAUUCGAGCUGUGAGUCGUGCAAGCAGGUGCUGGAGGAGCUGGAGAACAUUGACGACGACACAGACCGUAUCGGUGUCAGCUUUGUCAAGACUCAGGAUACUAAAGUAGCGGAGCGCUACGGUGUUAUGUCCCUCCCAGCGCUACUCUACUUCGAGCACCAGGUUCCCACUGUGUAUGAAGGCGACCUACUGGCAGAGGAGGAUGUGCUUCAGUGGCUCACCCUUCAGAAGACUGAGGACACCAUAGAGACCAUCAACAGGAACAUGUUGGAAGUGAUGCUCGAAGAUACUCAGUACCUCGCCGUCUUCUUCUACAAGCCCAACUGCCGGGCCUGCGACACUGUGCUUGCCGAGCUGGAAAACAUCGACGAUGAGUGCGACUUGUACGGCAUUCAUAUGGUGAAGAUCCAGGACGCUCAGCUGGCCAAACGCUACGGCAUCAAGACCCUCCCUGCCCUCAUUUAUUUCAGGAAUGGCAACCCCCUUAUCUUCGACGAUGACAUCACCUCAGUGGGCUCGGGGGUCUACGAAUGGCUUUCUGAUGACGAUAAUCGUAAAUUGGAAGGUGACAUUGAAGAAGUUAAUAAGAUAAUGCUCUACGCAAUCCUUGCAAGGAAACCAUAUCUUGCUACUCUGUUUUUGAACGAGGACGACUGUCCGGACUGUGAGCAGGUUCUGCAGGAGCUGGAAAAUAUCGACGAUGAGGUCGAUAUGUUCGGAAUCGACUUCGUGAAAAUCAACGACCCAGAGGCUGCCCAGAGAUUCAACAUCCUACACACACCUGCACUCGUCUAUUUUAGAAAGAAGACGCCUCUCGUAUACGACGGUGAUCUGCUAGAUGAGGAAAAGGUGUUCAAGUGGCUGACAUCGCAAGACGUAUUUGAAAUUAAAGAUGAGAUCGAGGAGGUGAACCGUAAAAUGCUGGAGAAGCUCCUUGACGAGAAUGAUUUCGUGGCGGUGUACUUCUACGAAGACAACGCCAAGAGUGAGGAGGUGCUGCAGGAGCUGGAGAAGAUUGACGACGAAACCGACGACCUGGACAUUACCUUCGUCAAGAUCCGUGACACUCGCUAUGCCAAGAAGUAUGGUAUUCAGAAGCUACCGGCGCUCGUCUACUUCAGAAGACGGUUCCCCAGCAUUUACAGAGGUGAUCUUAUGGUGGAAGAGGAGGUUUUGGAUUGGCUGCAAAAAAAUAGGUUUAAGCACCCUGAACUGAACCUCUUCAUGUACGCCACAGGGGCUAUUACCUUCGCCUUCAUUAUGUACACUUUAUUCCUCAUCUUCUGCUUCAGGAAUCCUGCCCACCAGAAGGCAGCGUGAUUACUGCUUGCGACAGGUUCUUGGAUUAAACUUGCUGUAUAUUUGUUUUAAUUAUAUACACGUGUCGUUAAAAAUCUUAAAAUUAUAUAGAUCCAACGCUUAAUGAACUAAAGAAAUGUUUUAUAGAGACUUGUCAUGUUUUACAUGCGUGGAAACACUUAAAAGGAUGAAAACAACUUUGAAGGCAUUGGUGAAGUUAAUCAACCCUACUGCGGCUGUAUUAUAACUUAACAUCGUGUUCUUCAGCUUUAAAAUAAUUUAACAAUAGACUUGGAGUUGUAAUUAAAGUGUUUUAAGUCAGCUUAAUAAUUUGUUGAAUGUAUAAUUGUUGAUUAUUGUGAUAACAAUAGGCGAGACGUAAGUGUGAUGAGUAGCUCUUGUCACACCCAAAUUUUCUAAUGCCCCUAAAAUAGUGAUCUACAAAUUUUAAAUCACUAAGAUAAAGUACUAACACCAGCUGCUCCUUAUUGACAGUCAGUGCUUAAGCAGGACGUGCAAUACUGUGACUCCAUUAUGAAACGCACCUGUCUUUUGUAUAUCAGUAGUAUUCAAUACCGACAGGAUGAUGAAUUAAGAUAUAUGCAAGAUAUCCAGAUGAUGCAUAUGUGUCUAUUUCAGCACCUGUUAUUGCUGAAUAGCAUCUAGUAAUGUAAAAGGCUCUUUCAUGCCCUAAAGUCCGUCUGAGUGGGUAUUUCACAAGAGCCUUCAGGAUACUGAUCAGGAAGCAUAUCCUACCCAAGAAAAGAAAAUGUCUAAUUGUAAAAAUUUGGAAUUGCGUGGAUAAUAAUUUUUGUACUUUUUUCGUAAAAGUCAUCGCCGAAGAAACGCUAAAGUACUCGUUGCUUAAAAAAUUCCUUGUGUGUUAUCUGGAGUUUAUCUCCAGGUUCUGUUCGUAUUGUGUCUCGCGUCACCUUUCUUUGUCUUGGUGUCAAUUUAUGUGAUUUAACUGUAUCUUGACAUGCAUGUUGUGUGUCUUUUGCCCUAAAAUAUGAAAUUUAAACCUGUUCAUUGCGUUGCCUGAUAACUGAUGCUCAGUGUUCCUGUUGAAUUUUGAGUAUACACAUAAACUUCGGUACACUUUUGGAGAAUUAUUAUUAUGAUCUCACAUCGAGGUCUGUAAGCAGAUCAGGAAGAACAUACUAUAUGCCCACUUACCUGAUUUCAGCCUUUUAUAAACAGAGUUAAAGUGGUACUUUUCAUUAGUCAUUGACUGUGAGGAGUUAGGAUUUAAGGUGGAUGAAUACCCAGCAACACAAGUGGCGUCACUUAUGGUUCUGGUACAUUACGAGUAGUGCACGACUGAUGAUGCAGGUCCUUUACAAAGGUGGGCCUCGGGAGGCGUCAGUUACAGAGAUACACAAGGUCGCUUGCUGCCAACCAACUUGAUUGCAUGUUCGCGGUGUUUGCGAACCUCGACCACAUUACCUGUCCAGUUUCACAGCUUUCAUCACUUUAACCCGUACAUCGUCCCUUAAAUGAAGAAGGCAUAAACCGGUCUCCUUGACCAUACCUCUCUUUUUUUUCACUGCUUUAACCAUCAACUUUCUGUUAUGUAGCGUGCUUCUCCGGUCAAAGCGUGUCUGUGUUUUACAGAUGCGUGUUUGGGUGCUGUAGAAGAAUCUUUAAGGCUGUAUCCGACUGAAGGCUGCCGUUUAUUCUCUCUGAAACUAAAUGACGUGCUGAGAAUAGACCAGAAUGUCCCAAUAAAACCCUGUUCUGUAAUGUGUGUUUUUUCGCGUCUUCCCUGGUGUUGUCAGCAAUCCUGAUGACCACAAACAGCUGCCUUCACCCGCCUGUUGAACUACAGAUAGUGGACAUUAACAUCCCGAAGGCAUUACCUAACCAGUUAAAUAGAAAAACAUGCAUUUCAGUAAGGGCGAGGCUGGUAUGUCUAAAAAAUCUGGGGCUGUUUAUGUUGGAAAACUCCAUAACUGCAGGAAGUGAAGAUAUUGAAGUGCGAUGUCUUACCCAGUGUGUCAGCCUGUUUGCGUAGGCAGUAUGUAACUGCCGUUGAGUUGACACUGACAGAUCAACCAUUCCCUUUGGAUAGAUACUGAGGGAGAAGAAGCGAGCAGUACUCUUAUGCACAAAGGGAGAAUGACGUUCAUAUGCUGUCUACAUAAUGCAGGUCAGCUUCUAGCCCAGGGUUGCCAUCUGCAGCAGAAUGAGCAUAAAGUUCACACAAUAAUAAGGUCGGCCUCUAGUCCAUUUAUCUCUAAAUACUAUUGAUUAUGCCCAACGUCCUACUUUUUUUUUUUAGCUCGUCUAUAAUCACUCGUUCUUGGAAGAUAGCUUAUUGUCAGGGGCCAUCUUGUUGGGUGCAUCUUGAUCGUAUUCUGGCGGAUUUCUGAUGUGGAGAGUCAGGAUCUUAAGUACAAGAAUACUCUGCUUCACUGGCCAGGGUUUGAUUAUGAAAAUAUCAUUCAAAUGCUAAUUUAGGGGAAAUUAUUUUAUUAUUCGACGAUUCACCAACAGUAGGGCUUUAUAUAGCCCACCUCUGAGUGAAACUUAUAAUAAAGAUUUUUCCUUUAAAAAUUGUUUUUGAAAUUAUCACUUGUUGGCUUAAACCAUUGUCUUAUAACGGAUAGCAUGUUACUAGCUCUGAGUUUUUGUUGUUGUUGGUCUUGGAGGUUAAGGGUUGUGACAACUCAGGUUACAUAAACUUUUCCCCUCAGAACACCGGAGGCAGUCUCAAAUGGAGUCAGCAAGUUCGCUCACUUAGCCAGUGGCUCGAAGGAGAACAGGCAUGCAUUCUUCUAUUUAAGGUGCUUCAGUUGCCAGGAAACACGUAUGUCUGAGGAAACGAGUAAACAGACUUGACUCGUAGCAGUUUUAACAUUGCAACUCGACAGUAUCGAAGGUAUAAAUUUAGAAAAGUUGCCAAGUGGAGCACAUUCCUUCAGUGUAUCAAUUCUCGUUUUACGUUUUAAACUCAUAUCCCCACUAGCAGUUAAAUCCUUCAUGGUUAUGUUGAUAAUGUUUAGAUUUUCAGAGGGCUACAUAAUUACAGUGCUGUGUAAUCUAAAAGAGUAAUCCUAAUAAAUAUUUUUCUCUACAAGACGUAAUAAACUCUUCUCGGGGCAAAAUCUAAAAUCUGUGAAACACAAGUCUGUGGUGGGACAUGCAAAUCAUGGAAAUAUUCUGCCGUUGCUGUAAAUUCUAACUUUCCUAGUGUGACUCGUUCAUUUUGAGCUACUGUUCAGUGAUUUUUUUUCUCCCGUACAAAUCAAUGGGGAGGCUGGUGGGAGUGCAGAUCGUGACAGGACAAUGAGAACAUUGUGGAACGAAGCCAGUUCACUUAAAUGCUUAGUUUGGUGUUGUAUUUAAACAGCUAAACGAUUAUAAAUUUUGGAAGGAAACUAUUCACAACUAAAAAUUUGUUCGUAGAUUGGCAACCAGUCAAACCAUACCACGGGCGGGGAUAGAACCCGCCCGUGGUAUGGUUUGUUUGCAAUCGUGUCAUUACGAUUUCGUGAGUCAUGGCAGCCAAUACUGAUUAUCCCACAAAUUAAUCAGGAUACGUUUUAAUCUUAUCACGCAAAAGUAGUAUUAGGUUACGACUGUAAAUAGGUUACUAUGAAACAAGGAAUCUUCAGGUCUUUCGAAAAGUAGGCCAUCACGUAAGGUUAUAUACAUGAAUAUAUAGCCAAAAUCUUAUGUACCGCAAGAGAAGCUCAUAAAGCCUACACUUUAGGAUGCCGUUAAUUAAGGUAUCUCCUUAAUUACCAGCCUCUGGCCUAUCAGCCUGGAACUGUCUCUACCAUAACUGCCAUCUUAUACACAAACAAAGCUAUCCGACAAAUAGCACUAUAUAGUGAUACGUUGUAUUUAGAUGCUGUGGAAAACUCCGGAACGCAAAGGCAUGUUUAACCUUAGGGAUCAUAUAAAAUACUCACACCAACAGAGCCUCCCGUUUCUUGAAGAAGAAACCAACAUCUCACUUCUACCAUGCCUCUCUUAAUUAUCCAACACCAGCCCAGUGUCCUGUGGUUACUGACAGUUUGUUACCGUUGUUGCUUAAGUAGCGAGCACUGGUGGUACGCCAUGUUAUGUACAUUUUGAUUUAAAUGUAUAAUAAAGAAAUCUUUGUUA